Molecule: messenger RNA, 5841 nt
Organism: Metarhizium album ARSEF 1941
Lineage: Eukaryota; Fungi; Ascomycota; Sordariomycetes; Hypocreales; Clavicipitaceae
Product: COPII coat assembly protein sec-16
Exons: 2
Coding region: 1-5841 (1946 amino acids)
Biological process (GO): Golgi organization; COPII vesicle coat assembly; autophagy
Cellular component (GO): endoplasmic reticulum exit site; ER to Golgi transport vesicle membrane
Source: RefSeq, a predicted model, not a curated record
AUGGCCGCAGAGCCAUCCAGCACAUGGCACCCGGCUAUGCGACCUAAUAGCGUCGCCGAUGUUGUUGUCCCGAGUCACAAGUCCGAAACGGCUACCACCUUUGUAAAUACUACAGCGCAUGAACAUACGGAAUCCAGGGAGCAUGAUCCCACCGACCCAUGGUUCGACAAGGAGCAUGAAAGUGAGGACGAAGCCAACGCGUGGCUAAUAUCAGAAGACCCUGAAUCACCCAACUUCAUCGAUCCUACGCAACCAACACAUUCUUUACGACCCACAGAACCGGCCGGAGUGUCCGCCUCGGUAGAAACUCAUCUUCUUGAAAAACAAAAAGAGUCAGAAGAUGCUGCCAUCCCAUGGCUGACCAACGGUGACGAUGGCGACGGUGGCGCAAUGCUGCUCUCCAAGAAAGGGGGGUACCAUUCUCCAACCAAGGAUCCAGAGCAUAUUCUCGAAAUGAACUCCCGCGAUGAGAUGGCCCCUUACGACGCGCUGAACCAAGACCACACUCGAAUCACUGUAAAUGAGGCUAAAGAAACGGAACAUAUAGCCAAAGGCCCUUCAGUGCCCAUGACUCAGCACUCUAGCUCCAUGUCAUUUGCCCGUACUGUCUCCCACGAAAUUACUUUCGGCGACGAUGAUGACGGUGAAUGGAAUUUGGGUCGAUCCGACACCCACGUUGGCGCCAUGCCACCAUCGGAAAGGACGAAUUCGUUCCCGGUUGUCCAGCCCACGACUUCCUCCGAAUCCAACGACAUCCUACCACUCCCUUCCAAUCAGACCUUGGAUGUCAUGGCUGCAGAUGGGAAGGGCGCUGAGCUUGAGGGAGACGAAUAUAUGAUGCAAGGUCCCGGAGGCUUCAGCUCUGCAUCAUGGCAUAGACAAGUGGCCGCUCGAAGCAGUCAUGCGCCGUCACGAUCCAUUACCAGUGAAGUUGUGGACGUAACCACCCCCACUGGCCCGGCACGGUUCGAAGAAGAGACACCGAUGAUUGCGCGGGGCGAGGCGGGAACCGAGGCGCUGCAAGCCAAUGCCGAUCCAUUUGGAGACGACGAGGAAAAUGAGGAUGAUUUCUUUGCCCAGGUUCAGACGAAUGACUCGGACAGAAAUAUCGAACCUUCGGAGCGAGAAUGCACGACACAAGCCAUGCUAGCUAGGGAUGACGCCGGCACACCUUAUCGUCAGAGCACACCUCAGGAGACUAUUGAAGGAUACGCUGGAGAGUUCACGGAAGGAAUUGCACAGGGCGUUCCAGAGACAGUCGAAGCAGUGUCGGAAACGGAGGACUUGGCUUCCAAGUGGGAACAAGCCUUCGGGGAGGGCGACAACGAUGAUUUCCUUCUAGAUGAUCCAACAGCAGAGAACAAGGACGUUGAUGUGGCGGCGUUUCUAGGCAGUGAUGAUGAAGGACUUCUAGAUGAUGUGGUUGACGAACCUGCCCCAACCAUUGAAACAUCACACCACUUACAACGAGCGACGAACCCCUAUGCCCCGACGGAUUCCGCAGCCCAUCAAUCAACGCCCUACAACGCAACGGCUGCUACAGCCGCCUUCACUCAGCAUCUCUCCGUGAUACCGUAUGGUGGUACUACCGUUCUAUCCGGGCAAACAUCGACACCACCACAGUCUGAAGCUGCCAAAGCCCAGAGCUUUGCAGACAGAUCCAAGGGAGGGUAUGCUUCACCGUACGAUUUGCCCACUGAUCUGGUCACAAAAACCGUGAAGCCACGAAAGCGACCAAGUCUUCAACACGUCACUUCAGAAAGGGCUCCUCCGCCUCCCAGAAGUGCCAGCAUGUAUUCGCCAGGGCAGGCGUCGCCUGCUUCAUCAACCGCUCCGGCGUUGGCUAGUUACCCCCCGCCUGGUCUGGACACUCAACGGGAUGAAAAGACACCUGUCCCGGCUCUGCGCUCAAAGAACAGUUUCUUUGAGGAAUUGCCCUUAACGUCUAAGCCCAGAUCGGCCUCAAGACAAAGCCACCGGGCAUCUUCACCAGGCCAGUACGCACCGGGACUGCCUCAACACGGACCUCCACCCAUAUCACGAGCAGCACCUCCUCUGGCCCCAACAGCAAACCAACUCUCUACCCCUCAACAUUUGGCUGAGGAAACCCAGACAUCUCCUGGCGUGGCCGGCUUGGUUGUUCCUCCAAAGGCGAACCCUUAUUCCGCGCUCCAAUCCCAACACCCGUCCGUCACUCCCCCAACAAGCAGUUCUUCUCGAUACUCGCCCGCACCGGUAGCUCAACAAGUUAGUGGCAUUUCCAUAUCCAGCCGAUAUUCACCAGCGCCUUCUGUGGGAUCACGUCCAAACAGCUCAUAUGGCACUGGGCCCUCGCACAGUCUCCCUCAUCUACCGCGGACCUCGAGCCCGUUGGCGCACUUUGAGAGCAGCGGCACCGCUGAUGGGCAGCACCAUGAUCGUCGGACAAGCUCGUCAUUUGAGCCAAGAUUAAAUCGGGUCUCGUCUCUGCCCCCAACUCGAGAAGUGGACGAGGAAGACGAGGAAGCAGCAUCUCCUGGAAACGGGUCUUACAGCGCCAAUUAUGCGCCGACUGCCGACAGCGCAGAGUCGCGAUAUAGCCCAUCUUCACCAGUUUGUGCAGCUCGAUACACACCUCCUCUGCCCUCUACCACUAAUGGGCCCGCUGCUACUCUUUCACCCACCAAGAGAAGCUAUUCUCAUCUACCCCAACAUGUGGCAGCGCCUGUUCAAGCCUCAUUUGCAGCCCCUCCGCGAGCCCAAACGAACUCCCCUGGUGUCAUACAAAACGUUGGUAGAAAGGGCAGCAAAUCAUCCGAAUCUGGCCCUCGUCCUUCUUCCUCUCACGCAUCGACUGCACCUGCGAUGACAAAAUUUACUCAGUCAUCAUAUACCCCUAUUACCCGUGCGCGUGGUCAGUCACUCACCAAUCUGAUGCCACCCACCGAUGGCAGAGAGCAUGAUCCUCUCGAAAGGUGGAAGGGAGCUCCAGUCAUGUCUUGGGGAGUUGGCGGAACAUUUGUAACGAUAUUUCCAAAGAGCAGUCCUCGAUACGCCAUGGGGCAGACAAGUCCAGUUAUUGUACGCACGGUGGGCGAAGUUAAGGUUCAAAAUAUUAAGGAUCUUGACCCUCUUCAGGACCACCUAGUCAAGUUUCCUGGUCCUUUAAAAGGGAAGUCCAAGAAGAAGGAGGCAAUAUCUUGGCUCUCUGCUGGGAUCGAAUCCAUGGAAAAGGAGCUUCCAGAUGUCACUUUUCAUCCUCAGCUGUCUUUGGAGGCUAAACGUUCCAUCGAGCGGCUUUUGCUAUGGAGGCUGUUGAGAGUCUUCGUCGAACAUGAUGGCGUGCUUGAGGGCAGUCCGACAGUAGACAAGGCUGUUCGACUGAUCUUGAACCCUGACACCACUGAGGUGCGGAGUGAAGGCGCACCGCCUUUUGCGCCAGCAGAUACCGCAACGGCAGUAACCCCGAUGCAGGCAGAUGGUGUGGACUCAGGAGCCAUUGAAAAGAUUCGCUUCGACUUGCUCAAAGGCGAUCGCGAGACUGCUGUUUGGGCUGCCGUGGACAAGCGUCUCUGGGGUCAUGCCAUGAUCAUUUCUCAGACCGUCUCUCCGGAUCUGUAUAAACGGGUUGCGCAGGAAUUUGUUCGCAAGGAAAUCAACUAUCCCGGCCACAACAAUGAGUCUCUUGCUGCUCUGUAUAAGGUUUUGUCCGGCAACUUUGAUGAUUGCGUUGAUGAACUUGUACCUUCCCAUGCUCGUGCAGGACUGCAACUCGUGUCUACUGAAAACUCAUCUGGCUCUACCAAAGAUGCCAUGGAUGGCCUCGACAAGUGGCUUGAAACCCUGACUCUUAUAUUGAGCAACCGCAGCAAUGACGAUGUUCGAGGACUGAAUGCUUUGGGCAAGUUGCUGUCAAGCUAUGGACGAGCCGAGGCGGCGCAUAUCUGCUUCAUCUUUAGCAGGCAGCUGUCUAGUUUUGGAGGGCUUGAUGAUCCCAAGGCAGACUUUGUCCUACUGGGCUCGGACCAUCGCAAGCAUUCAGACCAAUUUGCCAAAGAGACUGAGGCUUUGCAGCUUAGUGAGAUCUACGAGUAUGGACUGACUCUUGCUGGAGGUGUAACCGCGACUGCGGGAGCGCCGCAUCUAGCGGCUUACAAGCUACAGCAUGCCAUGACUCUCGCCGAGUACGGCUUCCGCGAUAGGGCUCUGCAGUACUGUGAUGCGAUUGCUUCGGCGAUUGUUUCACAGACGCGCAGGUCUCCAUAUCAUCAUCCUAUUCUUGAGGCCUCAGUGGAAGAUUUGUUGGCAAGAUUAAAACAGGCACCCAAGGAAGCAUCCUCGUCCUGGAUUUCCAAGCCGACGAUGGGCAAGGUAUCUGACAGCAUGUGGAACCGAUUUAACAAAUUUGUCUCGGGAGAUGAGGAUGGCAAUGGCCAAACUGGGUCUGAUGGUGAUAACGGACCAUUUGCUCGGAUCGCUUCUUCACCAAACGUUUCUAGGCCGCCAUCAACUUCCAAUUUUGAUGUGUAUGGCUCUUCUCCGAGUCUUCCAUCCGCGUCUGCGCCCGUAGCUGGCGCAGCCGCCUCUCGAUACGCCCCAGCAACAACCGUGCCUUUCUCACCGGUACAAGUCAAUACAUAUGCUUCAGCCGCGCAGGGGCAACAUGCGUCACCACCAACCUCGACAAGCAAUGCCCGGAGAUAUGCCCCCAGCCCGUAUGAGGCAAUCCAUCCAAUAGCACCGGCAGCACAAUGUCAAACUGGUGGAUCUCAGCCCGUGGGCUACCCCGAGGCGGCUCAGCCAGCUGACCACCAGCCUGUUCAGCCAGCUUCGUCCUAUAUCCAACAGCAGCCAGCUUCUGUCAUGCCCACUCUAGGCUCUGGCGGGUACCACCCGAAUGGUCUUCAAGAGUCACCAGAUAUUCAACCCCAAUCCGGAGGUGAUGGCGUUGGUCAAGGAUACCAUUCGUCAUCUUACAGUUACGAACCUCCACAAAUGGUCCCGGCCCCCGUUGCAAAUGAGACUCAAGGGACUAGGGAUGGCGGAUAUGAGCCACCUUCGUUCCAACCGUAUGGCUAUGAGCCCCCUUCAGACCAGCCCGUUGUCGAAGGCGGUGACUCACCCAAGCCCAAGAAGAAAAGCUUCAUGGAUGACGACGAAGACGACAUAACCUCAGUGAGACAACCACAGGAGAAAUCGAAAGCGGAGAAGGACCGAGAGAAUGAGGAUAUGUUCCGAAAGGCAGCAGAAGAAGAUGCCAAGCGAGCAGCUGCAUCAGCCAGUGCUAAAAAGGGAUGGGGAUUUGGAGGAUGGUUUGGAGGCGGGAAAAAAGCCGAAGGCAACAUUGGCGAAGCUCAACCAGGCAAACCCAUCAAAGCCAAACUUGGUGAACAGAGCAGCUUCGUCUAUGAUCCAGAUUUGAAGCGUUGGAUCAACAAAAAGCCCGGCGCCGAGAACGUUGAAGCCAAAAAGGCUGCUCCACCCCCGCCACGGGGCGCUCCCCGCGCUGUGAGCGGCACUCCUCCUCCUCGAGCACCUGGCACGCCGCCUCCGCCUGCCGGACGAUCCAGCGUGCCUCCUAUGCCAUUCAGAUCUUCUGCAGGCAAUUUGGCGACCGCCCAGUCCAUGGAGAACCUGACUGGCGCUGCUGCCAUCGGGGCACCCCCUGCAGGCAUCUCACGAUCGGUAUCCAGCAAUGCCACGGCGUCGGCACCACCAUCCACUGGUCCGCCUAGUAGGCCCGCGACCAGUAUGAGCAAUGCAAGCAGCAUUGACGAUUUGCUCGGUGCGCCUGGACCAAGAAAAGCAGGUCCGAAGAAGGCGCGAAAGAGCGGUCGAUAUGUUGACGUUAUGGCCAAAUAG